AGUUGCCUUGCCUCGGCACUAGUCGGUAGCGUGUUCGAUCGUUUUGCUUCAUUCAUGUUUACUAUUCUUUCGUAAUAUUUGGUGGUCUUCGUCAAAAAAUUUCGGGAGAAAAAUAACAGUAUCGUGUGUGAAAAUUUUGUCAUUAGCAGCAGCACAGCUGACCUUUGCCGAAACGAGAAGUGUUUGCUGAUGGAUUCGGGAAGCAUCAAAUUAACAGUGUGAUUGAGCGUUUUGCAGCGGUGAAGAAAAAGAUCUCCAAAAGUGUAACGCAAAGUUCCUGCUAGGUCUCGCUAUUGCUGAUUCUUGAUUCAUCUAGGGGGAAAAAACACGAUAUUCAUACAUGGUAGAACUGGAAGACCUUGACUAUAAAUGGUUCGCAAGAAAAAGUGACGCUGUGGCUCGAUUCGGUUCAGUUCAGUAAACCCGCAGAGCAAUUAGGUUGUGUUAAAACGCCAAGCAGCAGCCGCCAGAAAAAGAGACAGAGACCCUACUAGAAUCAAUCUGAGCACGAGAGAUACAUUUCGCACAUCGAAGAAAGCAGCACAAAAAGGAAGCCCCAAUCCAAUCCGUACCUAGGCAAAAGCUGACCACACCACACUGCGGCAGGUAUAUGCGUUGAUAGAUUUCCAACACCAUCUACCAACUUACUUCCUAAUUGGAUUAGACGUCAAGGUGUUCAUAUUCAAACGCAACCAGCAGCAGCCAAAACAUGAACUCGAAGCCCCCAUCGGGAGGAGCUAACGGUGCAGCAGCCGGAGCGAGCCAACCGUUCAUUCCAUACAAUAUCGACUGGAUUUUCCCGAAACUGCGGAAACCCUCGAGGCUGUGGCACAUCGCCAGUACCGGCGUCAUCGGCCUAGUAGGAUUUUUCUCCAAGAUCGUGAUCGUAUGGCUCAACAAGGCCCGGGUCCACAACAUCCAAGUGCUGGAAGAUGCACUGGAAAACCGACCCAAGGGAAUCCCGCUGCUGACCGUAUCCAAUCAUCACUCGUGCUUCGAUGAUCCCGGAAUGUGGGGACUGCUGAAGCUCCGUCUGCUAAAGUUGCGCAACGUAUGCAACAAGAACGUAAUCCGGUGGUCGAUGGCGGCUCAUGAUAUUUGUUUCACCAACAAGUACCAUUCGCUGUUCUUCAUGUACGGCAAAUGCAUUCCGGUUGUGCGGGGCGCUGGCGUCUAUCAGCCUGCCGUCGAUCUGUGCAUUGAGAAGCUUAAGCUGGGCCACUGGGUGCACGUGUUUCCCGAGGGGAAGGUCAACAUGACCAAGGAAGAUCUCAGGUUCAAAUGGGGCGUAGGACGGAUCAUCUACGAGACGCCCAUCUUGCCGAUCAUCAUUCCCAUCUGGCACAUCGGCAUGGAAACGGUACUGCCAAAUGAGCCACCCUACUACCUGCGAACCGGCAAGAAGCUCACCUACAACUUCGGCAAACCCAUCAAUCUGAACGAUCUGAUGGAGGGACUACGGCGGGACCCGGUCAGCGAAGAGGACGCCCGCCGAAUCAUCACCGACAAAAUCCAGGAGGAGAUGAUGACGCUUAAGGAGGAAACCGAACGACUUCACCAGGACUACAUGAAAAACGGUAGCUGAGAGGAGGCCAACGGUUCUCCGGAACAGGGCGAACCAAUGGUUUAGGAAAAAGUAAUGGUCUCGGAUCACCCACCACGAAGGUGGAUGGAUUCCGAUUGGACGGACGAACAACAAUCGAUGCAAGCUGCCCCGUCAUUUUCGGACAAACUGUUUCCACGAAUUCGUAAAGUGCAAUUGACUAUAUUUUUGUUCAAUUUUUGAAAACAAUUAAAAUCAAACGUCAUAAGGAACAGUUGUCGGAAGUUGGGGGCAGGUUACUGGAAAUCUUCCUUUCAACAAACAUCUUCCUCUAAGAAGAUGAUAAAAAUAAUUUUGCAUGAUUUUUAUUCCAUCCACGUUUCGCAAGAGGUUGAUUAGAAGUUGGUUCCAACCAUUUAUUAUGUAAGAUAGAUUUGAUAAGUACGAACAACGAAUUGAUCCAUUUGCAUGUAAUAUUUUUCACCCAAUUUUUCAUCCUAUCAAAUUAUCAAGACAGUAAACGAUAAGCAUUAAAGUACCUCUACAGUUAAUUCCUGUUUAGCUUACUUUUUCAAACAAGCAGCUACUUUUAAUGUAGUUUUUUUUCGGUAAAAACACUAUAGCAAAGAUUCGACUAGAAACAAGUCCAUUGAACAAACUAGCAAAAUUUAGAAAAAUUAACGAAACACUUAAAACCUGCAAAUUGACCAAAUUCGCCAUAAUACAACUACCUUUAGAACAGCUCGAAAGUCUAUUAACAGUCGCCAUCAAACAGGAGAUGUCGACAGCAUUUUUCAUCUACCUGCGCGUUAAAUUGCUUAUUAUGGUAAUGUUACACAGUUAAGGCAAUAACAAACAAACAAACAAAAAAACGUAGUUCAACAGUACCUACACAUAUAAAAAACAAAUUUAGAAGUUAACUUACGAAAUACGGAUCGCGUACCAAAGUCGAUCGAUUUCUAGUCAGUCGAGUGAGCGAAUUGAGCGUGCGAGGGAUUUGACUUGGCAAUUGUGUGUUCUGCAAGCGAGAUGCUGAUGAAUAAUAAAAAACGGAGAUAAAAAAAACAAACCUAUUAGAACAAGAGUAGAUAAGUGCUUUAAUACUAGUAGCAAGUUAUUAAAGUGAACAACCCUUUUUUUUUGGUUAGUGAAACGUUGCGGUUAAUUUUCCAUGUUUAAGUGUUUCGCAAAUAGGGCUGUAGUUAGUUUUAUUCUUACUUGUGAAUUACAAAAAGGCGUAGGAUUACAAAAAAGUAGUAAAGACAGA
Uranotaenia lowii is the source of this 2810-nucleotide messenger RNA. It is a transcript of the gene Taz, whose product is annotated as tafazzin. NCBI's taxonomy places the organism in Eukaryota, Metazoa, Arthropoda, Insecta, Diptera, Culicidae. The coding region runs from base 710 to 1585 and encodes 291 amino acids. Gene Ontology annotation, molecular function: 1-acylglycerophosphocholine O-acyltransferase activity. Gene Ontology annotation, cellular component: mitochondrial membrane. The record is from RefSeq and is a predicted model, not a curated record. Gene Ontology annotation, biological process: inner mitochondrial membrane organization; cardiolipin acyl-chain remodeling. The transcript is spliced from 8 exons.